Molecule: messenger RNA, 1701 nt
Organism: Ceratotherium simum simum (southern white rhinoceros)
Lineage: Eukaryota; Metazoa; Chordata; Mammalia; Perissodactyla; Rhinocerotidae
Gene: RAB3C
Product: RAB3C, member RAS oncogene family
Molecular function (GO): GTP binding; GTPase activity
Source: RefSeq, a predicted model, not a curated record
AGGGGCUGCCCGGCGCAAUCGCGCCCCUGGCACUUCCUAACAGACUCUCAGCCCUUUCUCUGCAGCUGCCACUUGAAGACUUCACACUUUCCCUCCAGAGGAAAGAAGCCAUCCAUCUAAAUCAGCUGUACCUCCACGUCCCUCGUUUCUCCCUCCGCCAGCCGCCACCCCCACCCCUUCCAUUGUGGUGUGCGUUUAGCUCCGCAUUCCGCGUAAGACCCUAACCUCAUUUGUUGCAGGAGGGAUUACUGAGAAUUUCGGAACCUCGAGUUUCAAUGGAGCUGUACGGAAAGAUGGCCUCUGCCCAAGAUGCCAGGUAUGGCCAGAAAGACUCCUCUGAUCAGAAUUUUGACUACAUGUUCAAAUUGCUCAUCAUUGGCAAUAGCAGUGUGGGGAAAACAUCUUUUCUGUUCCGUUAUGCGGAUGACUCCUUUACAUCUGCAUUCGUCAGCACAGUUGGGAUCGAUUUCAAAGUAAAAACCGUAUUCAAAAAUGAAAAGAGAAUCAAGCUUCAGAUUUGGGACACAGCAGGCCAGGAAAGAUACAGGACUAUCACCACCGCCUAUUAUCGUGGGGCCAUGGGCUUUAUUUUAAUGUAUGACAUCACAAAUGAGGAAUCCUUCAAUGCGGUACAGGACUGGUCAACUCAAAUCAAAACGUACUCUUGGGAUAAUGCCCAGGUUAUCCUGGUUGGAAACAAAUGUGACAUGGAAGAUGAGCGGGUCAUCUCAACCGAGAGAGGCCAACGUUUAGGAGAACAGCUUGGUUUUGAGUUUUUUGAAACAAGCGCCAAGGAUAACAUUAAUGUCAAGCAGACAUUUGAGCGCCUUGUGGAUAUCAUCUGUGACAAAAUGUCAGAGAGUUUGGAGACUGAUCCGGCCAUCACUGCCGCGAAGCAGAACACGAGACUCAAGGAAACCCCUCCUCCACCGCAGCCCAACUGUGGCUGUUAAUGUCCCCACACACACAGGCAGCUCCGGGGGUUGGUUGCUAACUGCAUCUAUAAAUGGUCGAUUAGCCUUCAUUUAUACUGCCUAAUAAUUAUUUGAGGGAAAUCUUUGAUGUCAAUGGCUCGUACAUGCAUUCAAUUCUUGGGAGAUUUCCCAUGUUAAUAUGUGGCAAAUAUGUGAUCUUAAAUUUGUAAGGCCUAUCCAUCUAUAAACAUCUGGUAUUUGCAUGUGAUUUGUUGUUUGUCUUCUAGGCUCUUUUUGUUUCAGAUUUCUUCUCAGAUUAAGCUACUGCUGGGACCUCAGACUAUAAUUUCACUACAACUGACUUUUGUGCCACGGGUUCAAAUUAUGCUAUUCACUUGUAGGGAUAAUAAUCAAGGAAUUGCUUGUGUGUGGGGGGGGGGCAGGGAGAGAUCUCAGGAGACCUUAUUUGCUUUACUUUUAGUUGAAAAUCAAGUGGAAAUAUUACCCUUGAUUAGGGAGACUGUCAUGAGUCUGGUCAGUUGACUGUUCAGGAAAUAUGUCUAUUUUUCAUUGUUAUUUAUAACUGAGGAGACCAUUGACUAUAAAGAAAUCAAAAUAUUGUGUUUAAGGCCCUUGCAAGUUUCGUCAGAGAGUAAAUCUAUUUCUAGUCAGGUAAAUAAUAAACAAUAAUUUUAAUUUAGAUGUUUAAAUAAGGAAUACCCUAACUCAGGACUGUUCUUCCCACUUCUUCUACCCAACCUUCUGAAUAUUUGAGGGCACUGACAGA